This is a messenger RNA of Rhizophagus irregularis DAOM 181602=DAOM 197198, 786 nucleotides long. The record is from RefSeq and is a predicted model, not a curated record. NCBI's taxonomy places the organism in Eukaryota, Fungi, Glomeromycota, Glomeromycetes, Glomerales, Glomeraceae.
AUGGAUGCCAGCAGAUCUAUCUUAAUAGCAAGUGCAAUCGAAGAUGUUUGUUCGCAAAGCGAACCUAAGAAGCGUGCCGAAAUAGCCAGCAUCCUGAAUCCUUUCAUUGCCGGAGGUGUUACUUUGGCUGGACAAGAAAAUAUCAAACUCGUUGCAGAAUUUGUGAAAAAGAAAGGUUUUGGGAUAAAAUAUGGUGAUACAGAUUCCCUAUAUCUUACUUGCCCAAAUUUCUAUUAUGAGAAAUGCAAUUUAUCUUACGAUGUUAAAAAAGGCGUAAUCUCAAAACAAGAGUAUUGGACCAAAAUGGUCAAAAUUACUAUGGAAAUAAUGGAAAAAUUGUGCAAUAAAGUAAAGAACUUUCUUAGGCAAGAUCAUUCUCGUCCUUUAAGUCCUGAAGAAGUGCCACAAUUAAAGAAAGCAAAAAGUAGUCAAAAAAAAUCAAGUUGGAUGUGGAAAUAUUUUGAAGAAGUAGAUAUUAAUGAACAAACAAGUGAUAAAGGAGAACCACUUAAGAGGUGUAAAAUUUUAAGUACAGAUGGAAAAAAGUGUGGAGCUAUUCAUGUUAAUGAUGGUUUAACCAGUAACACAAUUAAUCAUUUAUCAUCAGAACAUGAUAUAACAAAGGAUGAUAGAAUGAAGAAUGUUGAUUUAGAUACAAAAAAAGAUGCUAAAAGAUUAAAGCAAAUAAUGAUUACAGAUGAGGAAUGGGAUUUUCUUGCCGAUAUAAUAGAGGUAUUAUCAACAUUUGCAGAUGCAACAACGGAAUUAGGAUUUAGGAGGAAGUAA